Tigriopus californicus is the source of this 903-nucleotide messenger RNA. Its product is annotated as adenylate kinase isoenzyme 1-like. Gene Ontology annotation, biological process: nucleoside triphosphate biosynthetic process. The record is from RefSeq and is a predicted model, not a curated record. Gene Ontology annotation, molecular function: AMP kinase activity; ATP binding. The transcript has 6 exons. Gene Ontology annotation, cellular component: cytoplasm; cytosol. NCBI's taxonomy places the organism in Eukaryota, Metazoa, Arthropoda, Copepoda, Harpacticoida, Harpacticidae. Bases 1 to 717 code for a protein of 238 amino acids.
AUGGAGCAUUUAGAGCAUGCGAAUCUCAAAUGGGAGUGCGCAUGUUGGUUCGAAUGGGCCGAAGGUCAUGUGAGUCAGGCCCAGAGGUGCAACAAAAAUGAGUUUAAGGCUCAAGGCUUUGGAGAGCAAGAACAUCGACAAACCCCGUUGAAGGAGGCGAAACUGCCCGUUAUUUGGGUACUUGGCGGUCCCGGAUCGGGUAAGGGCACUCAAUGCGAGAGGAUCGUGGCCAAGUAUGGCUACACGCACUUGUCCUCCGGAGAUCUUCUCCGGGCUGAGGUCCAAGGAGGCUCCGAUCGAGGCAAACAACUCAGCGCCAUCAUGGAGAAGGGCGAACUUGUCCCCAAGUUCGUCGUCUUAGAUCUCCUGGCUGAGGGUAUGCUGAGCAAGUUGAAUGAAUCCAAAGGCUUUCUCAUCGACGGCUAUCCUCGUGAGGUGGCCCAGGGUCAAGAUUUCGAGGCCGAGAUCCUCCCUUGCACGAGGAUUCUCUACUUUGACGUCUCUGAUGGUUGCAUGACCGAGAGGCUGUUGAACCGCGGCAAAUCUUCGGGUCGUGUGGACGAUAACGAGGAGACCAUCAAAAAGCGCCUUAACACGUUCCAUGAACACUCGAAGCCGGUCAUUGAAGCGUACAAAGAGAAAUGCGUUUGCAUCCCUGCGGAGAGAAAUCCAGAUGACAUCUUCGCUGACGUCUCCAAGGCACUGGAUGCUUUGUAAGGCAAUCCAUACUCCAGAGCACAAAGUGUAUGUUCCCGAUUUUGUUCCAGAAAUGUGGGAAUCAAUCCAAAAAAUACCAAUGAAAUCACAAGUCAUUCAAACGUGGUGCUUUACGCAUGAAAAAAAAAACCAACGCCUGAAUUAUGUCUACAUAGAUGAAUAAAUAUAUAGCCUUGAACAAGUAUA